Molecule: messenger RNA, 407 nt
Organism: Fusarium redolens
Lineage: Eukaryota; Fungi; Ascomycota; Sordariomycetes; Hypocreales; Nectriaceae
Exons: 1
Coding region: 69-389 (106 amino acids)
Biological process (GO): regulation of DNA-templated transcription
Molecular function (GO): zinc ion binding; DNA-binding transcription factor activity, RNA polymerase II-specific
Source: RefSeq, a predicted model, not a curated record
CUCCGCGUCAUCAGUCUGACCGUGCCAAUUAAUCGAUAUCCGAUGCCAAUGUGCGCUUGUUUCGCAAAAUGAAACGCAAUUACUCCGGAGCCCCCAUUAUGUCGGCUUAUCGGGCAUCUCGACUGCCAGUUUCGUGCCGCCCUUGCCGCGAGAAGAAGCGCCGUUGUGAUCGCAACCAACCUUGUUCGAAUUGUACCCAACGGUGCCUCACUUGCGUUUACGAGAAUGGCAGUCGAGCCACUAAUUCAUUGGAGAGUGAUACAGUGCCAAAUCGAAAUCUUGGCGAGGCUUCAGUCGACUUGAACGAAAGCACAAUGGCGUUCUCCCCUCUGAGACAGUUGGAUCUGUCAGCCAACCUCUUCCCCAUGUACACCAACCAGCUGUGCUAAUGGUAUUUCAGAAACAAG